UCGCCGCGUUCCUCGGCGAAAUCCUCGCCGCGGUCCUCGGGCGUGAUCGUCGCGGCGAGUCGGACGGAAGCGACGGCCAAAGUUCGAGGGUGGAGGAAUACGAUCGAGAUAUAUCGUCGAAGCGCGCGCGCCGGCGAUAUCGCGGCGCGGCGGCGUGUCGCUGGAAAUUUUAUCAAUACCGCGGCGGCCAUCUAGUCUCGCUGUGGCAGUCGCUCGCGAAAAGUUACGCGCCGAACGCCGACCGGGGGUUGACGCCGAGCCGACCGAUUAACCGACGAGGAUUGCCGGAAUAGAAAGAGCCCGAGGCGAUCGACUACUACGAGCAUGGCUACAGAGGGUGGUUUAGCACCGGAUGCAGCGGCAGGUGCAGGCGCAGGCACCGAUGGCAUCGUCGGCGGCCCCAGGACGCCCCAGCAGAUCGCCUCGCAGAAGCGGCUGCAGGCGACGCAAGCGCAAGUCGACGAGGUCGUCGACAUCAUGAAGACGAACGUCGAGAAGGUCCUCGAGCGCGAUCAAAAGCUCUCCGAGCUUGACGAUCGAGCAGAUGCACUCCAACAAGGAGCGUCACAAUUUGAACAGCAAGCAGGAAAAUUGAAGAGAAAGUUCUGGCUACAGAAUCUAAAGAUGAUGAUCAUCAUGGGUGUCAUCGGACUCAUCGUACUGGCCAUUAUUGUCGCGAGCGUCACCGGCGGCAGCAAUACGCAAAAUUGAGCGUGAGAGUAAGAGCUAAAGUAAAAUAAUGCAACAACAACCACAACAGCAACAAAAAGAAAAGUAAAAGAAGGAGAGGAAAAAAGAAGAAGAAGAAGCAGCGACGAUUGAAGAGUAGUUUACAAAAAGGAGGUAGUUUUUGAGACGAAGAGAUAGAUAGGAUGAAUAAUGAUCUCGUGAGACGGAAAUUGUGAUGAGCCGUUGACGAGCUCUGCCCAAGUUCUUCGCGACGUAACGUCGAAUCGAUUAUGCGCGAAAAUCGAUCGAUUGUCGGCCUUGCAAUUCGGGAAAGGAGGAAGAAUGACGGCGGUCAUCCUGAUCAAAAGCAGAGGACGUUAAUUCAAGCGGAAACGACGAAGAGAGCCGUUGCGAUGAAACUUUUUUGUUAUCUCUUACAAUUUUUUCCGGAUCGAGCAGAAGAGAGAGAGAUAUAUAUCCAUAUUAAACCGAUUCUAUCUUCGUAACUCUCAUUAUAGAAGAUUGCGCACGAUAUAUAAUUUACAUUUGCACAAAAUCCUGUUAGAAUUUUCAUUAUUAUCAUAUUCCAUUAUUUCGCAAGUACUGUAGCAAUUUCGUUAUUAUUGCGAUUGUUUUGUAAAGUGAGGGAAAUAUUUAUCUCUUGAAUUUUGGCAAACUGAUCUGUUCAUCUUUCAAAUCACAAAAAUUUUUCGAGAGAUAUUAUCGCAGCGGGACUAGUUUGCGAUUAAAUGCGCUUGAUUGAUAAGACUAAAUAUUCAUCGCGCUUUCCUUCAUUUUUGUUAAUCAGGACUGUCCGCAAAAAAACGGAAAAAAAUGAAAAAUGCUGAGAGAGAAAAGAAUGGUUGUAUAAAAAGAAGCGCGAAAUGUUUGCGAAAAAGAAAGAAAGAUUCGUUGCAGCGACAUAUAAUAUAUAAAUAUAUAAGUGUAUAUAUAUAUAUAUAUAUAUAUAUAUGUAUAUGUAUAUGUAUACAUAUAUAUGUAUGUAUAGGAAAAAAGAAAAAAAAACAGGGUGUCCGUGAAAAUCACCACGUAAAACCUCUCCGGCGAAGGCAGUUGCUGUAGUGCAUGUUCGCGCACAUACUCGAACGAAAUGUUCACGAUGUAUAUCGAGACAUUUACUUUAUAGACACAUAUAUGUAAAUCAUGUAAACUGUAAAUAAUAUGUCAUUUGUCCCUCAUGCGCCAUUUAUCGAAUUGUGUAUCGGAUUGAUCAACCCGCUCUGAUUAUAUCGAAGAAAGUCACACGCGUCCUUUGUUCCUUUAUCUUACAUCUCGCGUUUUUUCGCGAAUUACACGAAGAACAUAUUGCGAAGCGGAGCGAUGGAAAGGAGGGAUAGGAAAAUCUGCGAUAGUCGCCUGCCUUCGUCGAAGACGGCGAUAAAUGUUUUGGAGCACACAAUCUGUGUACAGAGAAUUUAAAAAAUAAUAAAGAAAAGAGAAAAGAAUACGAGUAAGAGAAAAAGGAAUUAAAAAAACGGAUGAAGAGAGAAUAGAAAAGAGAAAUGUCUUGAUAUAAAGGAGUACAGCAGCUAUAGAUAAUGUUUUAAGGCUUAAAGAAGAAUUAUCUACAAGAUGUUAUGUAUACAUGUUAAUAAUAAUGAUAAUUAUGAUGAUAAUAAUAACGAUAACAUUAAUAAUAAUAAUAAACAUUAACGAUCAUCUUGGUGACAAAGAGGAGGCGAUUUUCAUGCUUCACAGAUAACGUAAAAAAAUGAAUGUUGUUUUUCAAUUCGAAGAUACUGGGAGCUCAGAAAGUUCCAGCCUUGGAUUAUCUUUUUAUUGUUUAUUCGCGAGAUAAGAUACGUUCAUAAUGAUGACACAUCGCACGCGAUACAUCGAUCAUUCGUCGAUGAGUUCGAAAUCGUCGUCAAUUUCUAUCGAUUUUACCCGAUUACCCUUCUUUCUUCCGUUCAAUCUUUCCUAAUUUUUCAGUGCUGCUGCUGCUGCUGCUGAUUCAGCAAUAAUUUCGAGAGACAAAGCGAUCAUCUUUCCGAUCGUAAUCCUUCGCAAAUAUUCCUCCCUCCGAUCCUGUCCCGAUGUGCGAUGUCUGUGAGUUCUUGCAGAUUCCACCGUGACUUUCGAAAAAUUCACCGAAAGAAAGAGAAGGACUUUUCAAUAUGUUGAUCGACAAGAUAUCGAAUCAUUUUUGCUUUUGCGUCGAUGUUCACUUUAAAAAAAGCAAAUCAUAUAAUCUCAAAAAUAUCAACUUUUUACAAUUAUUGAAUUAUAAUUAUUAAUAUCAUUAGCGUUAAUUGACAGAAAAAAGUGUACAUAUAUAAAAUGAGAUUUAUCUCUACUUUUUAUUUCUUUCCAAAUUAUUUUAGCACGGAUCAUUAUUUAGCGUAAAUUAUGAUAUUAUUGAAAAUAAUCGAUGGGAAUAAAAUUGGGGACCACGCGUCGCUAGAGUUGCUUUGUGGAAUACGUAAGAAUCGCAGAAAUUGAAAAGCGAAAAACCGAUCGACGAAUGAGAAAUUCUUCGAUAUUGUCGGGCUAAGUGGCCGCACACAGAUGACCCGAGUUAUAUAAUGUUUAAAAUGAUCAUUCUAUGUUCACAAACUUAUAAACACAUAGCUGUACGUCAUAUCUUAACCGUCGACGUAUCCCUAAUUAAUAAUGGCGAAUAUGCGAUCAUGAUGCUGCGCUUUGAACAUUGUACAGUAUCGAAUAAAAAAUACACUGCGUAGUUGAAUUGAAGUUACCAAGA
Molecule: messenger RNA, 3394 nt
Organism: Camponotus floridanus (Florida carpenter ant)
Lineage: Eukaryota; Metazoa; Arthropoda; Insecta; Hymenoptera; Formicidae
Gene: nSyb
Product: vesicle-associated membrane protein 2
Exons: 5
Coding region: 325-711 (128 amino acids)
Biological process (GO): vesicle fusion; vesicle-mediated transport
Cellular component (GO): plasma membrane; SNARE complex
Molecular function (GO): SNAP receptor activity; syntaxin binding
Source: RefSeq, a predicted model, not a curated record